AUGGAGUCCAACAAUCAGCCUUCAGAUACGUCGCUGCCCGAGCUUGUCGUCGACAACUCAAGCACAAGCAACGGGGAACGUCCUACGAAGCGCCAUUCCUCAGUGAUGGAGCCCUAUAUGCUUUCACCAGAUAGCGCUUUGCUCUCCAAGCACACGAUGGCGAAUAAUACAGCAGACCACCUCAGUGGCCAAUCGACGCCGACCAACCCGUUCAACUUUCAAACCCAGAACAUCGGCCAGCGGCGAGGCCAUAGAUAUAAACACAGUAGUGUUUCGACGCAGCACCAAAUAUUCCAAGAGCCCCCCCAGCGACCACCACCAGUUCUCCCGGCAUCUCUGCCAAUCCCAACCGUGAAAGAGGCAUGGAAGAGUAUGAAUAAAGACCAAAGACUGCGUCUCUACUGGAGUCUGUCACAUCUUGCUAUUGCCGUGUUCAUUUUUUUCAGAUCUGAGGGCUCGCUUUCUGCUACCGCACUGUCGCAUCUUGUCUUCUUCGACGCCGGAAGUGCGGCAAUUUGUGUGGCUGUUGAUGUACUAGGAAACUUUGAGGUGUGGCGGCGCAGCAGCAUUCGUCAUCCCUUCGGCUUAGAAAGAGCUGAAGUUUUGGCUGGUUUUGCCAUGUCCAUCUUCCUUCUCUUCGGCGGAUUUGAUCUUGUUUCGCACAACCUUAAACAUCUUCUCGAAUCCGUGGGCCACCAUGAACCGCAUCACGAGCAUUCGCAUGAGGAAGUUCCAGCAGGGUCUCUUGACCUUGCUUCCGCAGCGGCUAUCAUCAGCACGCUGGCAUCUGCAUACGGCCUGAAAAAUCACGCCCGUAUUGCCAAGGCCAUGAGAGUAUCCUACCUCGCGUCUUUGCCAAGUAUUCUAUCCAACCCAUUCCAUUUCCUCACUUUGUUAUUCUCCACAUUGGUCGCAUUGCUGCCGCUUUUCUCCAUCGAACUCUACACCUGGUUGGAUAGGUUGAUCUGUGCCAUCAUCGCGCUUGCCAUGUUUGGGCUUGGAAUGCGGGUUGCUAUCGCGCAAGGCCUCAUGCUGCUCAUGUCAUAUGGUGGCACGAAUGGCGAUGCUGGAGUGUCUUCAGUCAUCCAAGACAUCCAAUCUGAAUCCAAUAUAACCAGCAUUGAUGAAGCGCAAUUUUGGCAAGUUCAUUACGGACUCUGUAUGGCCAACUUGAAAAUUAGCGUACAGAAGGGUAGUGAUGAAGUGGCUCUCAGCAGAUUACGCAACAGAAUCACUUCGUUGAUACAAAAUCGCCUGGGAGAAGGUUACGGCACAGGCGGUAAUGUUCGGUGGGAAGUAUCAUUGCAACUCAAUGCAAGGGGUGCUUCGUAG
Cordyceps militaris CM01 is the source of this 1332-nucleotide messenger RNA. RefSeq names its product cation efflux family protein family. Bases 1 to 1332 code for a protein of 443 amino acids. Gene Ontology annotation, cellular component: Golgi apparatus; membrane. The record is from RefSeq and is a predicted model, not a curated record. Gene Ontology annotation, biological process: transmembrane transport; zinc ion transport; intracellular zinc ion homeostasis. Lineage: Eukaryota; Fungi; Ascomycota; Sordariomycetes; Hypocreales; Cordycipitaceae. Gene Ontology annotation, molecular function: zinc ion transmembrane transporter activity. The transcript is spliced from 2 exons.